Molecule: messenger RNA, 2238 nt
Organism: Cavia porcellus (domestic guinea pig)
Lineage: Eukaryota; Metazoa; Chordata; Mammalia; Rodentia; Caviidae
Gene: Vcpkmt
Product: valosin containing protein lysine methyltransferase
Exons: 6
Coding region: 543-1244 (233 amino acids)
Biological process (GO): peptidyl-lysine trimethylation
Cellular component (GO): cytoplasm; cytosol
Molecular function (GO): protein-lysine N-methyltransferase activity
Source: RefSeq, a predicted model, not a curated record
UGGGGGGGCGGGUGGAGCGGCUGUCAAAUGCAUUCAUCAAGUUUCCGGCAACCACUUUUAUACAUUCUUAAGGAAAACAAGGGACACAGCAGGAAACACUAGUAGGUUGUGAGGAGCUGCUUGUAUUUAAGACUAGAAACAACUGUCAGCCUCCAAGCAAGCAAACACACUCUGGAAUUUGCCUUGUUUCUUUUUUUUGUCUUUUUCCUUUUUAUCGGUACCAGGGAUCGAACUCACAGCUGCCUGCUUGCAAGGCCGGUGCUUAUGCCGCUGAGCUAAAUCCCCAGCUCCCAGAAUUUGCCUUAUUUCUUAAAGAGCAGAUUAUAAUACUAGCACAGUAUUGGCUGGAAACGUGAUUUAAAAGUCAAGAGUGAUUUACAAGAGAGCGAGGGGAAGCGAUGGGCGCACCGCCUAGACAAGCAAGGGUCUAGCUGUCUUCCCGGCUUUGUUAAGGCGCGCACGCGCUGUGCCGCCCCGGCCGCUCCAGGAGGCGGGGCGCGCGGUCAUGAUGUCAUCGUGCGCCGUCUGAAGGCCGCGCGGCGAUGGCGUCUCCUCGGGAGCCUUUGGCGGAGGAGCCGGUGGAAGAUCCCCUGCGGAGCUUCGUGAGAGUUUUGGAGAAACGAGAUGGCACAAUAUUACGGCUGCAGCAGUAUAGCUCCGGCGGCGUGGGUUGCGUUGUCUGGGAUGCUGCCAUUGUCCUUUCCAAAUACCUCGAAACACCGGGGUUUUCGGGCGACGGGACCCACACGCUGAGCCAACGGUCGGUGCUGGAGCUGGGCUCGGGCACCGGGGCCGUGGGGCUCAUGGCCGCUUCGCUCGGGGCAGAUGUUGUAGUCACCGAUCUUGAGGAACUGCAAGACUUGCUGAAGAUGAAUAUUAACAUGAACAAGCAUCUUGUCACUGGUUCUGUUCAAGCCAAGGUACUGAAAUGGGGAUCAGAAAUAGAAGACUUUCCUUCGCCACCAGACUACAUACUGAUGGCUGACUGCAUAUAUUACGAAGAGUCUUUAGAGCCACUGCUGAAAACUCUGAAAGAUCUCAGUGGAUCUGAAACUUGUAUUAUAUGUUGCUAUGAACAGCGUACAAUGGGAAAAAAUCCAGAAAUUGAAAAAAAGUAUUUUGAGCUUCUUCAGCUAGACUUUGACUUUGAAAAAAUUCCUUUGGAAAAACAUGAUGAAGAGUAUCGAAGUGAAGAUAUUCAUAUUGUAUACAUCAGAAAGAAAAAAUCAAAAUUGCCAUCAUGAGAACUUCAGCUGUCUUACCCAAGCCUUUGCCAGUAUGGGUAAGCUAGCGAUGGGAAUGCAGCAUGGGAAUGCGGCAUGGAAAGACUGUUCACAGACUUUUCCAGCAUGUCCUUAGAGACCUGAUAUGUGAUGACAACCACUCUGGGCCGCCUGCACUAUGAAAAAUACUGUCUGCCUGCCAUUGGGCCUGAAAUCCAACUUGUUUUCUUAGCUGACCGUCAAGUUCCUCUUAAAAGAAACACUGAGAAUGCGUCCCUCAGAAUUGGUAUUGAGGUUCUUUGAAGUCUCCCAAUAAGUUAAGCAACAUGGUUAAUACAGCACGUUUCCAGGCUACUGAAGGUUCUCAUGGUUUAAAUUCAGACCAGUACGUUUUAGUUCCUUCAAGAUAGGAUAAAUUUAAAAGGCUUAACUUUACAUAAUUAUAAGUAGUUUUAUCUUCUGUUUCAUAUAUCUUUAAUACCUAAAUGUUCUUUUCCUGAAAAAAAAAACCUGAGACUGUUGUCUUGUGUUCCUGUAUUAGCCAAAGUUUUAUUUUUGCCCUCCACCAUAGGUGUGUGAAUGGUUUCCAUAGUAAAUGAUAAACAGUUACUAAAAAGACUUCAAGAGAUGAGGGGACAAGGGGUACUGUGUCUCUGCCUGAUCUCCUCUUGGGGGUGGAGGGAAUACCACGCCCAGUACAAGGUUGGUGCACUUCUGUAGCUCACGCAGUUUUCCUUGUGUAUGUAUUCAGGAAAGUAGUUUAAAGACAUUAGUAUUAGGUUAACUUGUUUGAAAGAUCGUUAAAUAACUACAAAUGUAAUUCCAUGCACAUUUACCCAGGGAUGGUUCUCCUGUGUUGUCUUUUGUUACGAUAAUCAUCUGUCUGCAUAGACUAAGCUUCAAGGACUUCUCAUCACAGCUGCUCCAGAUAGGAACCAGAGGGAAUCCUGGUAUUCACAGGCACUCAGUGCUGGGUGGCACAUUUUAUGUGUUAAAAUAAACAUUGUUUUUAAGA